CAAAGCGCAACGUCUAGCGGACAACCUAUAUCGUCUCGUAUCGUAUCCGAAUCGGCCGGACUUUGUCAUUGUCUGCGUGCGUCUUGAGUGUGUGUAACCCCCAAAAGAUCCAGCGAAAACGAGUUUUGUGCCAAAGAGCAGAGCAGAGCAGAGCAGAGCGGAGCAGAGCAACCAUAUUCCAUAUCGAAUAACCGACCAAUAAGUGUUACUUGUUACUUGGCACAUCCAACUAGCACCGUUGCAGUGGCCUAUAUUCAAAAUAGAUCAGAGAUCGGCGGAGCAGCUGCAGUAGCAGGAGAGGAUCCGAUCGGAGCGAGAGGAGAUGCCAGUGCCAUGUGAGAACUUAGUCCGCGGCAAAGAGCAAAACUAGUUUCCCAUUUGCGCGCCUAUGCUAAGUAAUAAUAAUAAAUAAGCCAAGUCGUUGUUGUUCGUCGUACGCUGUUCGCCGUUCGAGAAGUGACCUAAAAAUACUGGUUUCGCGUGAGAACGUGCAGCUUCAGCUACAUCUCAACCAAUGGCCACAGCCGGAGCCACAGCGGCCGUGGUGGUGAAGCGGCCUGGACCACCAGUGCCGCCCAGGCCCAAGGCAACGGGUAAUCCCUCGGCCACGCCGCCAAUCAUCCAAAAGAAGCCCACCUUUGUCAGCCAGCUGAGUGCGGUGGGUCGCACCCUGGUCUACAAGUCACCGACGGUUAAUCUGCCCAAGAAACAGGCCCAGACGCAGACGCCAACCACAGCGGUGCCGGCACCAACCCCACCAGUGAAGCCACUAAAGCUCCGCAAGGCGCCCGAUGUACCAACGGCCAAGCCCCGCGAGACCGUCACCACGUCGGUGGUGACGGUGAAUCGUCACAAUUCGAUCAGCGUCAUCGGGGGCUCCCCUCAGACCACACCCCGCAAGGAGACCCGGCUGAGUCUCGGAAAGGUGGACUUUGAACGGGCUGGCCUGCAGCCAGCAACACAACCCCUUCCCAGGCCCAGGAAAAUUGUCCAGUUACCCGUGGCCACCAUGGAUGUGGAGGAUGUACCAAAGGUAACCUCUACUCCAUCCACUGGUCUCUUUAGAAGAUCCAAAACCACGCUGGACAGUUACCAAAAGGAGUCCACUGCAGUAGCCUCGCCAAACGGAGGAGGAGGAGGAUUCCUGGGCGGACGGACUGUGGAGAUUAAGAAUAAUCUGAAGAACGCAGCCGAGCGGCUGUUCUCUGAAAUAAUCAUAAAUCAGGGGCAGAAACAGGCGGCGGCUGAUACCACAAUCAUCACCAAACAUGAGGCACUGAAGCAGGAGUCCGAUGUUCUGACCAUCCAGUCUACAGGAAACUGCAUGCGGAUCAACAUAAACUCUGGUUCCGAAUUCGGUGACCCCAAGCCGAGCUACACCAGCACCAUAAAGAGCUCCAUUAGCGUGGGAAAUACACCGGAAAAGAAACAGGCCUUCCACGAAAUGCUCAUCUCAGAGCUGGCCGCCAUGCGGAAUAAAUCCUGCUCGCUGGAGCAGCUGCCCACCAAGUCCAUGUCGCCGGUAGCCACAUCGCCACCCAAGAAGAUCGCUUCGCGUAUUCGCUACAACUCCAUUGACGAUGCCGAUACCGAGGAUGUGGAUGCGGAUAAUGUGGAGGAUGCCGAUGGAGAUGUGGAUGAGGAGGAUACCCUGACUUAUUCGGUCAACAAAUCUUUGAAAGAGAACAUAGGAAAGGAGGGCACCUCGAGGAAGCGGUGUCCCUCGGGUUGCUCCACAGACUCUUCACCCUACGGAACCGAGAGAUCCCAACGUAUCCGUACCUCGGAUUGGAUAGAGGUGGGCGACAAUGGAACAGCGGUGACUUUGACCAGCUGCCACAUUUCUCUAGAGGAUUCAGGCAUGGAGGACGAGGAGCGACUGGACGACAUGUCAUCGGGUGUUGGCGAUAGUUGGGACAGCGUCAAGGAGGCGGAGACCGAAAAGCGUUCGCGCAGUGCAAAACGUGGAACCUCGGCCUGCGAGCUGCCACCCCUGCCCAAGUCACUGAUUGGCUUCAAUAAACUACUUUGCUCCGAUUCCGGACUGCUCAGCGAUGUGGAGGGAAGCAAUAACAAUAACAGCGAGAUCAGCCAAAAAGAAAGCGAUUAUCAGGCGGAUAACGUUCAGGACAGCAACGAGAAUACCAUCGGUGGUGGUAAUGGGUCGGUGCCCGGUGCCUCUCCGAAAGGAAAUAGAGCAAUUCCAGCAAGAGAAACGGAUCCCAAAUCCCCCAGCUUAUCCACCAAAGGAAACCCCCAGGCGACCAUCGAGGCGGGCAGCACUCUGGACGCACAAAUCGCGACGCUGCGGAAGGAAAUGAACGGACUGCGUCAACUAGAUCUCUCGUUGUUGUCUCAACUGUGGGUGCUAAACGAAUCAAUUCAGGAGUUCCGUGCCCUGAUCGAGGACCAGGAGAACGAGGACGAGGACGAUGAGUUGGAUAAUAAUCCCAAUGACAUUGAUGAAGAGGGCAACAUCAGAAUUUCAUCAUCAGUAGAAUCGGUGCAAUACGAGGGCGGUGCUGCAGAUGCCAGGGCCAAACACCUGGGAACCAAACCAAAGGUCAUCACCAUACAGCCCAAGGUGGGGCGGCAGGAUCAAAAGCCAGUGCCCAGGAUGCGUAGUGCUCCGCCACCCCCGCCACCCGUCGUCCUGACAGCCGUUGAGCGGAAGCCACCGGCUCCUUCGCGACCCACAUGAUGCUACCUCACCGACUUCCUUGCCGGAGUCAGGAUGGUCAUGUGCAAGGCGAUCGUGGGCGAUGUGCCGCCCUCGGCCACCACGGCGACAUCAUCGUCGUCGUCCCUUCGCGGAGAUGGAUCCCCAUUCGGCCUGGCCAUGGACCAGGGCAGCUGUUUGGCCAAUCACAGUGGUGGCUUGCUCCAGGCUUAGUUUUAGUUUGAUUAAGCGAUAAAUUACACAGGCCUACGAAAAUCGUUUGUUUUUGCCGCAAGACUAAAGGCCAAGAUUGAAAAGAUUCUUAUAGAUUGCUCACAGAAUAUGAAAAGUGGUUAAAUUUACUGACAUUGACUUUAUGGUGCUUUUUCAAGACUGAUAAAAAAACCUUGAACUUGAAACUUAAAUAUAAGAUACAAAGAAAUGAUGAAUACACUUUCAAUUAUAAUAAAUUGAAAGUUUAAGUUUCAAGUUCACCUUACCUAGUCUUCAAAAUGCGCCAUUAUAGUUGCAUUUUCAAUUCUUUAACCACUUUUUUCUGUUAACUCGUUGAUAACCGCCUUUAGUCUUGCGAGCUUUGUAGUAAGAUGUAGUAUAUGAGCGAUUUACAAACGAACUGAUCUUUAUUCGGGUUCCUUAGAGGCCCCUAGGGAACUAGAUAUACUCCAAUGGUGUUUAGAUCCUGACAAGCCUUACUUUAUCUAUAUAAAGAAGCCUAAAUUAUCUGCUGCUUA
This is a messenger RNA of Drosophila serrata, 3411 nucleotides long. RefSeq lists its product as uncharacterized. NCBI's taxonomy places the organism in Eukaryota, Metazoa, Arthropoda, Insecta, Diptera, Drosophilidae. The record is from RefSeq and is a predicted model, not a curated record.